Molecule: messenger RNA, 1652 nt
Organism: Protobothrops mucrosquamatus (brown spotted pit viper)
Lineage: Eukaryota; Metazoa; Chordata; Lepidosauria; Squamata; Viperidae
Product: solute carrier family 2, facilitated glucose transporter member 3-like
Exons: 8
Coding region: 16-1281 (421 amino acids)
Biological process (GO): monosaccharide transmembrane transport
Cellular component (GO): membrane
Molecular function (GO): hexose transmembrane transporter activity
Source: RefSeq, a predicted model, not a curated record
UUCUCAGUCGGAGGGAUGAUUGGCUCUUUCUCCGUCGGGUUUUUUGUCAACCGCUUUGGCAGGCGAAACUCCAUGCUGCUGGCGAACGUUCUGGCCAUCGCAGCUGGCAUCUUGAUGGGCUUCUCCAAGCUGGCCAAGGCGGUGGAGAUGCUGAUCAUCGGGCGCUUCGUCGUUGGGGUCUUUUGUGGCCUCUGCACUGGCUUUGUGCCCAUGUACAUCAGUGAAGUCUCCCCGACUACCUUGCGGGGGGCUUUUGGCACCCUGAACCAGCUGGGCAUUGUGGUGGGCAUCCUGGUGGGCCAGAUCUUCGGCCUGCAUGUUAUCCUGGGGACGGAAACUCUCUGGCCUGUCUUGCUGGGGUUCACCAUCAUCCCAGCCCUCCUGCAGCUCCUGGCCCUCCCCUUCUGCCCGGAGAGCCCCCGUUUCCUGCUCAUCAACAAGAUGGAGGAAGAGAAGGCCGUCAAAGUGCUCCAGAGCCUGCGGGGUGUCCAGGACGUGUCCAGCGACAUCCAGGAGAUGAAGGAGGAAAGCGCCAAGAUGUCCCAGGAGAAGAAAGUCACCAUCCCAGAACUCUUCCGCUCCCCCAGCUACCGCCAGGCCAUCAUCAUCGCCAUCGCCUUGCAACUCUCGCAGCAGCUCUCGGGCAUCAACGCGGUCUUCUACUAUUCCACUGGGAUCUUCAAAGAUGCUGGAGUGGAGCAACCAGUUUAUGCCACCAUCGGGGCCGGCGUGGUCAACACCGUCUUUACUGUGGUGUCGCUCUUCCUUGUGGAGCGAGCGGGACGUCGGACCCUGCACCUGAUUGGUUUAGGGGGCAUGGCUGUCUGCGCAACCAUCAUGACGGUGUCCUUGGCGCUGAAGCGCAUAGUGAGGUGGAUCAGCUACGUCAGUAUUUUUGCCACUUUUGCCUUUGUGGCUCUCUUUGAAAUUGGACCUGGACCGAUCCCGUGGUUCAUUGUGUCCGAACUCUUCAGCCAGGGCCCUCGUCCUGCAGCUGUGGCGGUGGCUGGUUUCUGCAACUGGGCCUCCAACUUCCUGGUGGGCAUGCUCUUCCCCUAUGCAGAGAAAUUAUGUGGGCCUUACGUUUUCCUGAUCUUCGUUGCCUUCCUUGUCUUCUUCUUCUUCUUCACCUUCUUCAAAGUCCCUGAGACAAAAGGCAGGACUUUUGAAGACAUCUCCAGUGGGUUUGAGAGGCGAACCGCAAACGGCCUUGCUCCAGCGACUGGCAACAAGAGCUCAAUGGUGGAAUUAACUAGCAUUCAGCCCAAGGAAAAUGCCUAAUCCCGCCAUCCUUGCUUGUCUCUGAAAGGAGCUCUCCCUUGUAACCACUGCUGUGACCCCCCCAAGUCCUCCGUGUGUUUUCCUGGUCCUUGCCGGGACUUCAGUGCUCCGCUAGGACAAGGGAAAGGCGGCUGUUUGUCCUGCCGUUCUCCUUCCUUCCGGCCACGUACCUCUGGAGGACUGAGGGACGGCCGGCCCUUGGAGCUCCUUGAAUCCUUCGUUACCUUACGUGGAGGCUAAACCGUUUUUGUGUCGGUCGCUCAUGUCUUAAGAGGCCAGUUCCUUGUGAGUUAACCCUCCCUUCCUCCCGAUGUUUUACAGUGUUUCCUGCAGGGUGAAGUGCAACACACUGGAAUUUACUUCAAUGCCAG